Molecule: messenger RNA, 3517 nt
Organism: Cornus florida
Lineage: Eukaryota; Viridiplantae; Streptophyta; Magnoliopsida; Cornales; Cornaceae
Product: nuclear pore complex protein NUP96
Exons: 6
Coding region: 159-3296 (1045 amino acids)
Biological process (GO): nucleocytoplasmic transport
Cellular component (GO): nuclear pore
Molecular function (GO): structural constituent of nuclear pore
Source: RefSeq, a predicted model, not a curated record
AUUCAGCUUGUCUAAAACCCUCCCGCCGGUUUGCCCUCAGUCGAGAGAGAAAAGAGAGAGAGAACGGAAAUCGCAAGUGCAUAAACCCGUUGAAUAAGGGACUUUAAACGAGCUUCACAGCAGUUCAAUAAGCAAUAUCUUGUUUAGUACUGCUUAAAAUGGACCUUGAUGUCCGGACUCCUGGCUCCCAACUAUUUUCUCAAUCUCAAUACAAAAAAAGAAAAAUUUGUCUGAAUAGCACAGAUUCUUCAUCAUCAUAUCAGGUUUUGUCUGAGAGUAAAGCUUCCUUACCUACUUUGCGAUCUUCUGAUUAUUUUACGGAACCUUGUUUGAGCGAGUUGGCCACUCGGGAACUCAGGGAUCCUGGAUAUUGCAGCCGAGUUAAAGGUUUUACAGUGGGUAGGUUUGGUUAUGGAUGUGUCAAAUUUAUUGGGGAGACUGAUGUCAAAUGGUUGGAUUUAGAUCAGAUUAUCAAGUUCAGUAGGCAUGAUGUAGUAGUAUAUGAAGAUGAAAGUGCCAAGCCUGUGGUUGGUCAGGGCCUUAACAAGGCAGCUGAAGUAACUUUAAUGUUGCAAAUACGAUUCUCUUCAGAAUAUAAAGAGGAGCAACUAAGAAAAGUUGUCAGGAAAUUGAGGCUCAUCACAGAGAGACAGGGAGCAUGCUUUAUUUCAUUUAACCCAUUAAAUGGUGAAUGGAAAUUCUUAGUGAACCAUUUUAGCAGAUUUGGAUUGAGCGAAGACGAUGAAGGCGAUAUUGUAAUGGAUGAUGAGGCCGAAGAAGUUCAAGAUCCUGUGGAGAUGGAUGGUGGUAAUGUUUCUGAUAUUGAUGAAGAAACUGCAGUAGUAGAUCCAAUUCUGCUUUCACAUUCUCUUCCUGCUCAUCUUGGGCUUGAUCCUGUCAAGAUGAGAGAAAUGCGAAUGUUGAUGUUUCCUGCGGAGGAAGAGGAGACUGAGGAUUUUAAUGGGAUAGUUUCACAUCAGAAACUACCCUCCGGUAAAGAAUAUACAAGGUCUCCUUUACAGCAUUCUACUUGGAGGACAAUCUGCAGAUCAAGUCCUCCCGUAGUGCGGAAAUCGCCAUUAGCUUUGCUUGAGUACAACCCUGGUAGUUUUGACUCUAGUUCUCCUGGAAACAUUUUGAUGGCCCAACAAAAUAAGAGCCUACCUUUGAAGACAACAAAAGUUGAAGGUUUUAAGCUGGACCUCAAGCACGAAACACCGGUAACUGGAAGGUAUUCUCACAACGUAGUUGAUGCAGCAUUGUUUAUGGGUAGGUCAUUUCGUGUUGGAUGGGGUCCUAAUGGUGUCCUUGUUCACACCGGUGCACCUGUUGGGAGUGAUAAUUCUCAGAGGGUGUUAUCUUCUGUAAUCAAUUUAGAAAAGGUUGCAAUUGAUAAGGUGGUUAGAGAUGAAAAUAACAAAGUCAGAGAAGAACUUGUUGAAUUUUGUUUUGAUUCUCCACUAAAUCUUCACAAGGCAAUAAAUCAUGAAACAAAAGAAAUUGAAGUUGGCCCCUGCAAACUAAAGCUUCAAAAACUUGUUUGUGAUCCAUUGAUGCUUUCAGAGAUUUGUCGGAGCUAUAUUGGAAUUGUUGAGAAGCAGCUGGAUGUUCCUGGAUUACCUUCUUCUGGUCGUCUGGUUUUGAUGCACCAAGUUAUGAUCUGGGAAUUAAUAAAGGUUCUUUUCUCUGCAAGGGAAAUGAGUGGACAAUCAAAGCCUGUGGGCGCUGACAAUGAGGAAGACAUGAUGCAUGAUAGGAAGGAAGGUUUUCCAGAAGUUGACCUGGAAGCUCUUUGUUUAAUUCGGAGGGCGGAGUUCAGUUAUUGGUUGCAAGAGAGUGUUUGUCACCGGGUGCAAGACAAAGUAAGUUCCUUGAAUGAGAGGAGUGAUUUAGAGCACAUAUUCUUACUCCUAACAGGGCGACAGCUGGAUGCGGCUGUAGAAUUGGCUGCUUCUAGAGGAGAUGUGAGACUGGCUUGUUUGUUGAGUCAGGUUGGUGGGUCCACUGUCAAUCGAUCUGAUAUUGCUCGGCAGCUCCACCUUUGGAGAAUUAAUGGUCUGGACUUCAAUUUUAUAGAAAAGGACAGGAUCAGGCUCUAUGAAUUGCUAUCUGGAAACGUUCAUGGUGCUUUACUUGACAUUAGAGUUGACUGGAAAAGGUUUCUAGGAUUGUUGAUGUGGUACCAACUUCCACCUGACACUUCAUUGCCCGAUAUUUUUCACACUUACCAGCAGCUUCUUGAUGUUGGAAGAGCUCCAUACCCGGUUCCUGUUUACAUUGACGAAGGACCGGUAGAAGAGGCUGUAAAUUGGAGUCCAGAGGAACGUCUGGACCUCGCGUAUUAUCUUAUGCUUCUUCAUGCAGGUGAAGGGAGUGAAUUUGGUCUCCUGAAAACCAUGUUCAGUGCAUUUGCCUCAACUAAUGAUCCACUUGACUACCAUAUGAUCUGGCAUCAGCGUGCAUUAUUGGAAGCAGUUGGCACUUUUAGUUCUAAUGAUCUUCAUGUUCUUGACAUGGGAUUCAUUUCCCAGCUGCUGUGUCUAGGACAAUGUCAUUGGGCCAUCUACGUGGUACUUCAUAUGUCCCAUCGUGAUGAUUUUCCAUAUCUCCACACUAGUCUUAUUAGGGAAAUCCUGUUCCAAUACUGUGACUCUUGGAGUACACAAGAAGAACAGCGCCAAUUUAUUGAGGACUUGGGCAUUCCUUUGGCAUGGUUGCAUGAGGCUAUGGCGGUAUAUUUCAAUUACUACGGCAAUCUUCCAGUGGCCCUUGAACACUUUCUUCAAUGUGCAAGUUGGCAAAAAGCACAUUCAAUUUUCGUAAAUUCAGUUGCUCAUUCUUUAUUCUUGUCAGCCAAGGACUCGGAGAUAUGGAGGCUUGCAACUGCCAUGGAAGGCCACAAGUCAGAGAUUGAAGAUUGGGACUUAGGAGCUGGAAUUUAUGUAUCAUUUUAUCUAUUAAGAAGUUCCUUGCAGGGAGAUAAUAAUACCCCGACUGAAAUGGAUACUCUUGAGAACAAGACUGAUGCUUGUAGAGACUUCUUUGGUCGCUUAAAUGAGUCUCUGAGCAUUUUGGGUAGCAGAUUACCAGUUGAUGCAAGAGUGGCAUAUUCGAAGAUGGCUGAGGAGAUCUGCAAUUUGCUUCUAUCUGAUAUUGGCGCUGGUGCGACACGUGACUUUCAGUUGAGCUGCUUUGACAGUAUAUUCAGUGCACCCAUCCCUGAAGACCUCCGAUCAUGUCAUUUGCAGGAUGCUGUAUCACUGUUUACGUCAUAUCUUUCCGAGGCAGCCUCAUAGUGUAAUUUUUUUCCCCAUUUAUUUUAAGACUAAAUUUGUAAUUCAUGCUUGUGUUAGUCAAAACAUGGAGUGUCGUCUGUGGCGUUGUCUCUUGUAUCAUAACCCUAUUAUUUUCAGAUAAAAUUUUGUAGCUUAUAUUUGUAAUAUUAAAUUGGGACUGGUUCUUAUCAAUUUUACCUCGAAUAUAUUUCAAUCGUCUUCUAUGGUGUUCUUCUAUUCAA